AUGGUGUCUUCUUUGCUAUCCACUUCUCUCUCUCACGAGUUGUGCCUCUGCCGACAUCCCCUUCUCUCUCUCACGAGGUGCCUCUGCCAACAUCCCCUUCUCUCUCAGGAGGUGUCUCUGCCUCCACCCCCUUCUCUCUCUCAGGAGGUUCCUCUGCCACCAUCUCCUUCUCUCUCUCACAAGGUGCCUCUGCUGACAUCCCCUUCUCUCUCUCAGGAGGUGCCUCUGCCACCAUCCCUUUCUCUCUCUUACAAGGUGCCUCUGCCGACAUCCCCUUCUCUCUCAGGAGGUGCCUCUGCCAACAUCCCCUUCUCUCUCUCAGGAGGUGCCUCUGCCAACAUCCCCUUCUCUCUCUCACAAGGUGCCUCUGCUGACAUCCCCUUCUCUCUCUCACAAGGUGCCUCUGCUGACAUCCCCUUCUCUCUCAGGAGGUGCCUCUGCCGCUAUCCACUUCUCUCUCUCAGGAGGUGCCCCUGCCGCUAUCCCCUUCUCUCUCUCAAUAGCUGCCAUACCCUUUUCUCUUAUAAGUUGUCAUUCCUUUAA
Messenger RNA from Acanthosepion pharaonis, 543 nucleotides. NCBI's taxonomy places the organism in Eukaryota, Metazoa, Mollusca, Cephalopoda, Sepiida, Sepiidae. The record is from the annotation of a GenBank genome assembly.